Messenger RNA from Candida dubliniensis CD36, 309 nucleotides. RefSeq names its product Pga16p (gene PGA16). The transcript has a single exon. Bases 1 to 309 code for a protein of 102 amino acids. NCBI's taxonomy places the organism in Eukaryota, Fungi, Ascomycota, Pichiomycetes, Serinales, Debaryomycetaceae. The record is from RefSeq and is a predicted model, not a curated record.
AUGAGGGUUUUCCAAAUUGUAUACAUUUUAAUAAUUUCCAAUUUGAUUUAUGCUACAAGUGGUGGAGGUGGUGGUGGUAAUACUCAUCAUUAUCAUAAAGAUGAUAACAGUAUUGCUGAUAAUACGAAUAACAACAAUAAUAAUAUCACCAAUGCUACGACUACAAGAACAGUCACAACUUCAACCAAAACUAAAACUCACACCGGUGGUGGUGUUGCUGGUAUAGGUGGAGUUUUGGGACAAGAUGGUUGGCUUUCUGGAGAUGGUGGGUUAAUGGCAGUAAUAAUCGGUGCUAUGUUGUUAUUAUGA